Messenger RNA from Equus caballus (horse), 3387 nucleotides. It is a transcript of the gene DRG2, whose product is annotated as developmentally regulated GTP binding protein 2. Lineage: Eukaryota; Metazoa; Chordata; Mammalia; Perissodactyla; Equidae. Gene Ontology annotation, biological process: cytoplasmic translation. The record is from RefSeq and is a predicted model, not a curated record. Gene Ontology annotation, cellular component: cytoplasm. Gene Ontology annotation, molecular function: GTPase activity; GTP binding.
ACCUUUGUCAAGACCCUGGCUCUCUGAGAGACCAGAGCAGUCAUCCUACAGAAGGCCCGUGCUCUGGAGUCGUCUGCUUGCUUCCUGGUGGGUGCUUUGGCUUGUUCGUCUGUUCGUUGUACUUCCUGUGAGCCAAAAGUCAGAUGGAGGGCCAGGUCUGUGUUGGCCGGGUUCCAUGUCGGAGGUGGUGCGUACCUCAUUUUCCACCAUGCCAGAACCCCUGAUAGCUGGUUUCAUUUCCAGAACCCCUGGGUUGAAGGGAAGAACGCUCUGUACCCUCUUCGUAUGGUUACCUUACCCGACCCCCUAGCGACCAGAAAGCCACCUGUAGGGAGUUACUGUGGUGGCUCACUGAACUCAGGCCCUGUCAGUGUCCUUUUAGUGACUUUGACACCAGUGAUUGUGCCUGCCGGCGGUUCUUAUUAGUGGUUGUAAAAUGUCAAUUUUCUAGUUCUCUUGUUCCUUCCUCACUUAUCAGCUGACAUUCCCCUGUCGAGUAGCACUUCUCUCAUCACUGUGGGCUGUUUGGUUACCCUGAAAGAGUUGCAUCUGGAAAGGCAGGACACAUGCUUGUGUGUUGGCCUGAAAUGACCAAGCAAGGUGGUGGGUUCAGAGCUGCCCGCGGGUGACAGGUGAGUAUUUUCAGGCUUUAACUCUUCCGGUGUUAUUAUGAACUCAUUAGUUUUGGCCUUUUCUUUUGAUUUUACUUUCCAGCCUGCCAAGGGCUUUUUUCCCCAGGUGAAAAGCCCAGGCUGGGAGAAGCUGCUCUAGUUACCAAGGGCUGUGCUCCUGGGGUCUGGACCCUGUGGCCAGAUCCCACCACCGUUUUGGGAGUCUGUGCUCUCCGACCGUGGGAAGGCCCAGGCCUCUGUCCUGCAGAGGCCAGACAGCAUCAGGGUGUCCUCCGGGUUGGCUUCUAGUAACUGUUGCUCAGUGUCUUGGCAGCCGUUACCCUGGGGGCCCUGCGUCCACCCCACCAGGUUUCAUCCUCCCUCAAGAUGCCAGGAGCUCCCCAGGGCAGAGGGUCUCGACUUGAGGCCUCUGUGUCCUUCGCAUGCCCAUUCUGGGUUUCAGAGGCCUGAGGGGGUGUGAGUGAGACGUGCCCCCAGCCUUCCUGCUUGCCACUGAGGGGGCAGGGUCCGGGUGGCACUGGCCCCUUGCCACUGCAUCUCAGACUUCCUGUUCCAGGUGCCCUGCUGACUAGGAUGGGGGUAGGAGGCCAGGGCUGGGUUUCUUUCCCUCCUGGCGCUGCCCACUGCUUUGCUGGCCUCUGGGCCCCAGUGUCCAUCACUGUGGUCUUGCUGUGCUCUAGGUGUGGUGCACCACAUCCCGUAGCAUCUCCUUGAACCCCCAUGCGGCCCUGUGAGGUAGGGACCGGGUGGAUGGCCAGUCUACAUCUGAGGACUCUGAAGUCAGAGGAUGAAGUUUCUUGCCCACGGUGCCCCAGCAGAGGCAGGAUCCAAGGCAGGGUCUCUCUAACUCCCGGCCAGGUCACAGCCCCAUUCCCACAGGGAACUCUGAUGCAAGUGUUCGCAUCCAGAUCCUUCCUGGCUCACCUCUCUGUUCCUUGGCAGCACAUUCUUCCACAUCUGGCUCCAUCUCAGACUGUAAGGUCGAUACCUCCUUGCACAUCUCCUUACCCCUCCCUGGGCCUUGAGGCCUCCAAGGAACAGAGGGGCCUUCUGCUGCCUGAACCCCCCAGGCGUGGCCAGAGGCGCCUUUUCCAGCUAUUCUCUUCACACCCAUCCAAAUUACCAAGCCAAGUCGGGGAGACCUCUCUGCUGCCUGCACCGUCCACCUUCUUGAGUCUGAUGACCUCCACAGCCAGCGAAGCUGCGUCCUAUGAGUUCACAACCCUGACAUGUAUCCCUGGGGUCAUUGAAUACAAAGGAGCCAACAUCCAGCUCCUGGACCUUCCUGGAAUCAUUGAAGGCGCAGCACAAGGGAAAGGCCGUGGCCGGCAGGUGAUUGCUGUGGCACGCACAGCUGACGUUGUCAUCAUGAUGCUGGACGCCACCAAGGGAGAGGUGCAGAGGUCUCUGCUGGAGAAGGAGCUGGAGUCGGUUGGCAUCCGCCUCAACAAGCACAAGCCCAACAUCUACUUCAAGCCCAGGAAAGGUGGCGGCGUCUCCUUUAAUUCGACAGUCACGCUGACCCAGUGCUCGGAAAAGCUGGUGCAACUGAUCCUGCAUGAAUACAAGAUCUUUAACGCGGAAGUGCUCUUCCGAGAAGACUGCUCCCCAGAUGAGUUCAUUGAUGUCAUCGUGGGCAACCGCGUGUACAUGCCCUGCUUGUAUGUUUAUAACAAAAUCGACCAGAUCUCAAUGGAAGAAGUGGACCGCCUGGCCCGGAAACCCAACAGUGUGGUCAUCAGCUGUGGCAUGAAGCUGAACCUCGACUACUUGCUGGAGAUGCUUUGGGAGUACUUGGCCCUGACCUGCAUCUACACCAAGAAGAGAGGACAGAGGCCAGACUUCACGGACGCCAUCAUCCUCCGGAAAGGGGCCUCCGUGGAGCAUGUGUGCCACCGCAUCCACCGGUCGCUGGCCAGCCAGUUCAAGUAUGCCCUGGUGUGGGGUACCAGCACCAAGUACAGCCCACAGAGGGUGGGCCUGACCCACACCAUGGAGCACGAGGAUGUCAUCCAGAUCGUCAAGAAGUAGUGGCUCCUGCCAGGCCUCCCCCACCCCCACCCCAUCUCCCUGGGGAGUCGGACCCAGUGGGACACACCAAAGCCCAAACAGGAAAAAUACAAAUACAACUCAGGAGGGGUCUCUUAAGUCUCUGCUGUUUCCAGAAGUUUCCUCAGUAGGCAGAUGAUGACGAAUGUGCUGUGGCAAAGGGAUGGCUGAGGUUGGGGGACUUGGCUAGGGGGCAUUUCCCAUGAGACUGGUCCCUCAGUUCUGAGUUUGGAACCCUGGGCCUGUGCCCCACCCCUGGCCCCUUCAGGCACUAAGGGAGCAAGUUGUCCACCUGGCCCCGGUCAGGGCCUAAAGCAGAUGGCUUGCUUUGGUGCUGGGCAGGGGGCCUGGCCUACCUGCGUCCCUGGAGGCAGUAGUUAUUGUUGGGGCCCCUCAGCCCCUGCCAGCUUCUCUGGCACUCAGGGAGGGGGCUCCCAGGAUACAACUCCCUCACACUCCCCUACUCAGAGCUGCCCCAAGGUGGAAAUGAGAGGUCAGUGGCUUUAAAGGCCCAACUCACGCCCUCCAUAGCCUGAGGGAUCCUGAAGUACCGCCCCCUCCCAGGGCAGCCCCUGAUCAGCACAGAACCCCAGGAGCUGGGCCCUGCACAGACACCUGGGGUGGGGACUUUGGAGUUUGGGUUCUGUGUUUUCUCUCAGGCCCCUGACAUCUCAGAUCUCCUUUCUGAAAUAAAGGAUGAAAACAG